CAGACUCUGCACGAUGCAGUUUCAUCGUUGUGGCUCGUUCCAUCUGCAGCAAUUCCAUCGAUACCAAGCCUCUGCGCUCAAAGAAACUCAGAGCCCAAUAUGCCUUCCCACCUACCGUUCGAAAUCAUUUGCGAACUCGCAAAGUGUGCAUCUCCUGCGACUUUGAAGAACCUUGCGUGUGCCAGCCGACAGUGCCAUAAUACGUUUAUCAAGCAGCUGUAUCACCAUGUCAUUCUCAUCGACGUUGCCAUGAUCGAUUCGUUGGACACUACGCUCCUAAGCCAUCCUGAUCGUGUCGCUUGGAACUAUCGUUUGGAGCAUCAUGCUGUUUGGGACAACUCUUUCGAUACUUCCCAUAUUGUAGACUUCACCAAACUCUGGUGUCCGCGGACAGAACUCCAUUUUGUCCUUCUUGGACAUGGCGGAGAUGGGUGUGCGGUAGAAGAUCCUCACGAGCCGGUACUUGUUGCAACCCGACCAUUGGCAUCCUCGUUCACCGGUUCAUGGACUUCAGAUCUAGAUUAUCUGCAGGUUGAACAGGUUGAACGAGCAUGCUCCGCGAAUCCUCCAAGCUCCAAACAGGGAAUAUUCCUCAAGAUCCCAACCAAAAUCGCCGAGGGGCCGCCACUCUGCGCCACGCGAGCGCCACCUUUCAACGACAAACGUAGAAUGUACGGAAACGAUAUUGCGACCGGACCCCGGGUCGGUUUCGACGGAGAGGAGAUCAACGAUGACCUUCUCCAGAAAGCGGCCGGGCGAGAUGGUAGAGCGAGCCUGAGAAUGGACCUUGACCGAAACCGCCAAGCGACCCCUAUGGACAUUGUACGACAAUCAGACUCGGCCGACGAGCUCGAUGAUAAUCUGAAUGCAGGAGAAGAUGAGGAAGGAGACGCAGAAGGAGAUGAAGAAGAUGACGAGAACGAGGAGGUCAUACGCUGCAUCUGUCACUAUAACGAUGACGACGGCAAUACGAUUGCUUGCGAUAAAUGCGGCGUUUGGCAGCACAUGCUUUGCGUCGGUAUCGACCCGAAUGACGUGCCAGAGAAAUACUACUGCGAAAAAUGCAAGCCUCGGCCUUUAGACGCUGAAAAGGCCGUCGAACUGCAGAGACGACAAAGAGAGCGCACUCGAACAUCUUCAAGGGGUCCAUCUCAAAGGGAAAGAGAGCGAGGGGCUGGAACACCGCAGGGAGGAGGCUCAUCAUCGCGACCCAGCAGGUUGCAAAGGAGUCGAGCUUCCAACGUCCCAGACAAAGAAAGAGAGACUCUGCCGAGAAGGCGUGAAGCCAAAACUGCUCGCGGACGAGGCCGUCCCAAGGCUCGCACCGAGGGUACAAACGCACAAAUAAAUGACGCUCCGGAAAGGUCGCCAGAAGUUUCGAGAAAGGACAAAGAGCAACCGCGAGGAUCGGCGCGGCGACAACGUGUCCCAUUUUCCCAGCAACAUCAACUCAUAUAUACCCAACGACAACAUAACUCGAACCUGUCGCCAUCGCAUGGCAGAUCAAUGCCGGCACGGCAUGCCAGCAAUCCACUCGACGACGAAUAUCGUCACUCCUUGCACACAUUUGCGGAGCUAUCUUACACUCGAUUUGCGGAGCCUCGCGUUGCCACUUUGGUCGAAAAACUCUGCACCGAGUGGGAUCAAAGCGAUGCUCUCAAAAAGAUAGCGGAACACUUUGCGUCAUCGAAAGAAAAUGCAGCAGAUAUGGCGGAUGUUCUGAAGCCUCCAAAUACGGAGUUGACCCCGAUCCGGGCACAAUGGCUUGAAAACCGAAUUCCUGUGGCAGUUUGCGAUCCGAUUCCGGUUGACGGGUAUGAUGAUAACAUCGACCCUCGAGUACUGCCAGGCAGUUUGAUUGAUUACGGACUGUUUGCGACGGCCGAUAUUCCCGAAGGAGCGUUCAUCACCGAUAUCAAAGGCAGUCUCACGUUCCUCUCGAAACUUGGAAAGUCCGGCGGCCUCCCUGUCAUCGAGGCAAAAGGUGGAGAAGUAUACCCUGCAUUCGUUUUCCCACACAUUUUCCGCCCAAGCAGUCACGCCGAACGUCUCGUCGUUGACGCCCGCGGCGCUGGCGAGCGCGGUGGAAGGAACGUCCGCCGUCAUUGCGGUGCAGGCAAGGACGAGGAUGAAGUAUGCAACGCUGAGCUUCGCAGUAUCAUUACCUAUCAGAUUGUAGAUCCCGUUCCACCGGAGCCCGCGGAACCGACAGAGACACCCAGACCGACCACGCGCAAAUCCACGAUUAAAGCAGCACCUCUCAAUGCUCGUCUACUGUUAGCUAUCUAUGCCACACGUGACAUCUCCGCAACAGAGGAGAUCGUCCUUGGACCCGCGCUAGGCUCUGAAUCCGAUUUGAAGGUGGCAGGGUAUCCUUGCGUGUGUAGUAACCCGCGCAUCUGUCGCACUGCAAAGGCGAGGGUUCUGUAUGAGAGGAUGGUUCGAGGUGAAGAAUCCGAUGAGCCAGUGGAAGAAGAUGGACAGCGUUGCCGGUCUGCAAGACAUAGACGCAACAACUCGUCACGUGGCGAACCAAUGAGUGAAGACGAAGCUGAUGCGCCAAAAGCGAAAGCCUCCGAAGCUGCACCUACGAGAACAAAUAGUAAGCCCGCUGCGAGUGGAGAUAGCAGCAAACCCCUAUCACGCGAGGAGAAGAAACUCCAAGACCAGCUAGCACGCAUCGAACGCAUGGAGAAAGAAGCCGAGAAGAAGAAACAACGACAAGGUCGACGUAGGACGACUUCUGGCGGAGGUGAAGCAGACGGCGACGACUUUGAUGACGCGCGGGAAACAGAGGGCACGCCACGACGCAGACGCACCAGGCAAGGAAGCACGGAAGGAACACCUGGAAGCGAGCCUGACCGGCCGUCGAGGUCGGGCGCAUCGUCUCUUCAGCCAUCCGUCGCAGGUGAAGAAACAGCAGAACAAAUCGCGAAAGGCCGCAAACGGGAAAUCAGCGAGGUUGAGGCACGCGCCGAGAGCCCACCGCGUCGGAAGCGCGGUUUGAAGGCGUGGAUCUUUGCUCAGGAAGAAGCGAAGAAAGCGCAGGAGGCCGCACUUGUCAUUCCGACCGUUGAGGAUCUUCCCACUGAUGAAGCCUCGAAAGCGGCGCGCGCACGUCGAAAGCGCACAUUGUCAGAUGCAGAAACUGGUACUGCAGGGGAACCCGAUGACGUUAUCUCCGGCGGCCCCUCCACGCCGACGUUGAAGAAGGUCAAGUUAGAGGAUAGCGUCGCGCCCAUCAAAGAAGCUGUUCCCGAUGACCGUAAGCCCUUGGCCGCCACAUGUGAUUCAACGCCGGCUACACCAGCGUUCGUACCGCCGCCCGUUAUCCGUAAAGUCUCAUUGGCAGAAUUCAUGGCCAAAAAGCGCUUGAAGAUGGAAGCGGCUGCAGCAGUGUCUGCCACCGCUUCUACUCUCACAUCUGCGGUCACCACUCCUUUGUCGUCUGCUCCAGACACUCCUUUAAUAACGGCAGCGGUGUUGGACCCGUUCAACCCGGCGAGCGAGUCUCCGUUCCCCACCACUGGAGUGUCUUCGGCUAGCGUGCUUGGCAACGUGAACGAGAACAAAUCAUCGAGUUUCGUCAGUUCUUUGCCACGCGUGGAUGAAAUUCCGGAGCAACGCGCGACGGUCUCGGUCUCUGUGGUCUCUGUCACAUCGGUAGCGCGGGCCGAGGAGCGAAGAAGAUCAGUAUCAGUUGGCCCUUUGCACGGAACUCAGGAGGGACCAACUGAAGGACGCAAGGAAGGGCCGAACAGUGCGGAUCAAGGUUCAAAGGGUUCAAAUCACUUCCCAAUUCAAGCGGUUACGGGACUGGCUUCUAUAUACGGCACCACCACGCAACCGCCGCAAGAUGAACCUAAUAGUCCACACGCUCGCAGGAAUGGCGGUCGGGCACUGUUCCCACCGGGUGAGCAAGCGCACGGCACAUUAACUGGCCCAAGCGCCGGAGCUCGUCGUCUGUCUAGAGGCGCGGGUCAGGAGCCGGAGCACGACUGGCACAGUCGUCGGUCAUCAAUCAUCUCCAACUCCGGUCAUCCUACUUUUCCGAGGCGUCCACAAGUCUCGCCCACAAUACCCCACGGAUCCUUCCGCGGCCCUGCCCCUGGACGUUCACCCUCUCGCGUCUCGCCACCGCCGGCGUCAAAAUACAAGCAGACGGCAAGCGCGUAUCCAAAUUACCGCCCGCCGCCACCUUCAUCGCCAAACAUGUCGCGGCCUGAGCCUGGUUUCAACCCCUAUGGUCCGGGAGGCGCCCCAGCUUUUCCCCAACAGCUUUACGGUCCGGAAAGAAUCGAGCGACCGCCACCGCAUUUCAGAAGACCGCCGCCGAGAUAUCCUCACGGUCCACCGCUGCCUAUGCACGCAGGGGCUGGCCCAAGAGAUUACUACGACCAGCGACAUGGACCGCCGCAUGCUCCUGGACCUCAUGAAGGUGAAUUCGACUACGCUAAUGAACGCAUGCGGGAUCCUCGAGAUCCCUACCUAGCGCCAGCACCACGCGGCGAUCCUCGAGACCGGGACCCCGAGCUCAGAGAACGGGAGUGGGACCGAGAGGGUGCACGGGAACUCGAAGCCGGCCGUCAUGGCGGUGGACCACCCAUGUGGGCGCCUUCUGGACGUGGACGCCGUCGUAGCUGGGGCCAACGAGAUCCCCGCGGCUUCCCCGCGCCUCCUGGGCCGGGACCCGGUGGAGAAUGGGAUCAGCCCUGUGAACCGCUGGAGCGGAGUGAUUGGGUGGAUUCGCGGGAGAGGGAUCCGCGAGAGCAAAACCUGCGUGAACGUGAGCGGCUGGAUCGCGAGCGGUUCGGACAUCCCGGGGAUGGUUAUGGUGGACCUGGGCCGCAUUUGAUGGCAGGGGAUGGGAAUAGGGAACGGGGUAACUCCCCUGUCCACAUGCGCAGAGCAAGCAUUACUAGCGCAACAGUUGGUGGAACUACGCCCCGGAGUGCGCAGGAGCCUCCGCGCGGGUUUCAGGACAGACCGACCGUUCAAGUCUCUGCUCGACCGAGAUCUCUGUCGCCAAACCGCGGGGCUCAUCUCGACCGAAUGGACAUUGAUGAACCAGUCUCUUUAAGGCAAAACUCCCCGCUACCGACUUCGGAUCGUCGUGACGGUCAACGGGACGAUAAAGAUGCCAGAUUGCGUCGUGCGGAUAUCAUGGAUCCUGGCAGGAGGGAAUACCUGGAGACGGACGAUAGACGGUCUCGUCCAGCAUCCCCAGCCUCUCGCAUCUCCGCCCGAUCCCGAUCCCGUUCACGAUCAGUGUCACGAUCUCGCUCACGUUCCAUCUCCCGAUCGCCCACACCACCGCCGCGGCGCCUACGUGUCGUCUCGCUCGAGGAUACGCGUGGCUCGAUUGGUAGCGGUCGAGGCUUGGAAGGAGAGCAGGAUAGGGAUAGCAUGCCUAGCUACAAUGGCUCACGGUCUGGAUCACGUAGCCCGUCGACUUCGAGUCGCACGGGUACAAACUCGGGUUCGCUCUCGUCUGAGCUGGAGUAUCGCGGCGAAGCGCCCGGAAAUCCCGCCGAUGGUCCCAUGUCUGCUCUCUCCCCUCGGUACGGGGCGCGACCAUAUCCACGACGCAGACGGGGUCGACGUCGCUCCAGGACACCUUUGCGGGGGAUUGGAAUGGACGGAGGCAGAGAUUUCGUCCGCCGUGUCGUUUCUCUAGACCGUGACGACGAAGACAUCCCCGACGGAGGGCCCCGUAAAGAGGACGACGACCUCUACCCGCCCCGACGCACGGACCCAGACGGGGGGUUCCACCCCAGACCGGGAUACCGCCCCGAACUCCACCCGGAACGCUCGUACCGUCCCAGCUACGGCGCCAGCGGCCCGUCCUCAGCCUCCGUUUCGGUAACCGGCGACCCGAUGGAACUCACAGAUAGGGACCGCGACCGAGACCGCGAUGAGGAACGCGACCGGGACCGGCGGCCGUCGUCUGCGCAGACCAUCCGUCCCGCGUUACGUGACCGUUUGCAGCAGCGUAGUCGGGUGUCCUCAACCAGUCCGCCGCCGACACUCUCAUCCUUCCUGGGACGCGACCGGGUCUCCGGCUGGGACGUACGCGGACCCGUUGGCCCGGAAGUCGUCGGUGGGCCCCUCAGACCCGCGAGGGAGUAUGAGACAGGUGGUCGGCCUACCCGGGGAGGGCGUGGAGGAGGACCGAGAGGGAGGGGGAGGCGGGGGCUUGGGCAUCAUCAUGUGGAAGGGGGCCCAGGUGGUGGCGGGGAGAGGAUGUCGAGUCAGGAGUUUUGGGAGAGGACGGGGAGGAGUUAUCGGCCUGACUAUAGCAAGUAG
Molecule: messenger RNA, 6306 nt
Organism: Fimicolochytrium jonesii
Lineage: Eukaryota; Fungi; Chytridiomycota; Chytridiomycetes; Spizellomycetales; Powellomycetaceae
Exons: 2
Source: RefSeq, a predicted model, not a curated record